AUGGCGCCUGUCGCUGCGGAAGUGGAAGGCACAGGGCCGGCGGGCUUUGCAAGCGGGUCAGGGUCGAGCGCAGAGCAGGACACCAGGGCUCCCUUGAAAUCCUCACCUGCCAAGACGGCGUGGUCGCAUCUCGUAGACUAUACGCCGCCCACUCCCGCGCCGGUGCAAGAGAGGCACAGGAGCAGCGCCGCUUCCUUCGUCCCACCUUCUAGUCAGGCCUACUUUGCAUCCACCAUCUACCAGCAGCACAGACCCCUGAUCAUCGAUGCUGGGUCAUCCGAACUCAGAGCAGGUUGGGCGAAUGACAACAGAUAUGCGCUACCGGAAUUGACGCACGAGAGUCUGGUGUCGCGGUACAAAGAUAGGAAGAAGGGCAAUCAGGUGCUUUUGGCCGGUGCGGAGGCAAAUGUCGACGGACCGGCAAAGGGAGCUGCACGAAGUCCUUGGGAUGGCGACGUGAUCACCAGCACAGAUCUCCUUGAAAAUCUCAUCGAUUACGCUCUGCUCAAGCUAGGCGUAGCCAGCGAAGGCAGCGUUGAGCAUCCCAUCGUCAUGACAGAGACGCUGUGCAAUCCAUCUUUCCCUAGGUCACUCACUUCCGAGCUCCUGUUUGAGACUUACGGUGUGCCUUCGGCUUCGUACGGUCUAGACUCUCUAUUCUCAGCUUAUGCGAAUGGUCUAGAAGAUGCGCUCAUCGUAUCUUCUGGUCAUAGCGGCAGCCACAUCAUCCCCCUCGUCGGGGGAAGAGGUGAUCUGAACCAUGCCAAGAAGCUCAACCUAGGGGGCUCGCACGCCACUGACUUUCUCCUGAAGCUGACCCAGCUCAAGUAUCCCGCCUUUCCUACCCGCGUCAAUCCAUUGCAAGCCUCGUGGAUGCGUCAAGAGUUUUGCUACGUCUACACUCCAGCGACAUCUUCGUACGACGACCACAUCAGGCGACUUUCGAAUCCUGAUGAACUAGCAAAGGAAGACCGGAUCAUCCAGUUCCCCUUUACCAUUGUAGAGAAGGAGGAGAAGACCGAGGAAGAGCUUCAGCGACAGGCCGAAAAGAAAAAGGAAAGCGCUAGGAGAUUGCAGGAGCAGACACAAAGGAUACGGCUGGAAAAGCUGCUGCAGAAGGAGAAUGACUUGGCGUACUACAACCAAGUCAAGGAAUUUAAAGCGAAAGAACGCAAAGCAGAUUACAUGGCGAGUGCAGCGCCACUCGAUCGAGAAGGGUUCGAGACGGAGCAAGCACUGGAGCAGACCACCAAGAAGCUCGAGGCUGCUCUCAAGCGAAGCCGUGCUAGAGAGCUGGGUGCAGAGGAUGAGCCCGCCGAGCCGCCGAGUUUUCCGUUGGUAGAAGUUCCCGAUCAUCAGCUGGACGAGGAAGGUGUAAAGGAAAAGCGAAGGCAGCGCUUGAUGAAGGCGGGCUACGAUGCUCGGACACGCGCCAAGCUGGAAAAGGAAGAAGAGAAGAGGCUGGAGGAGGAAGCCAGACUCAGAGAUCAGGCUGAGAGAGAGAAUGACCCUCGAGCAUGGGCUUCCAAAGUGCGGGCACAGUAUCAGGAGUCCAUCGCCAAGGCUAAAGACAGAAUCAGACGAAAGGAAAUGCUGGCCGAUCGCAAAAGUUUGGCUGCUCAGGAGAGGAUGAAGACCAUUGCCAAUCUGGCAAGCGAAAAAGGGGACACUUCGGGUCCGGGAAGCACAAAGAGGAAGCGCGGCGCUGAUGAUGGCUUCGGCGCCAAUGACGACGACUGGUCGGUCUACCGCGAGAUUGGAAACGCCGACGACUCUGAAGAGGAGGAGGACGACAAGGUGACCCUUGAGCAGCUGGAAAGACGAUUACUGGAUCAUGAUCCCACCUUCACGGAAGACGACACCUGGUCCGCAGUCGAAGCUCGCAACAACAAGAUCACGACAACCUUUCUUAGGGGCUACUACCCUCCUUGGGACCCCGAUGAUGUCGCCCAAGCGCAUCAAAUCCAUCUCAAUGUCGAGAGAGCCAGAGUUCCGGAAAUACUUUGGCAGCCGAGCAUCGCUGGUGUCGAUCAGGCUGGACUGGACGAGCUGGUAACUCACGUCUUGCGCAACUAUCAGCAAGAUGUCACGAAGAGGCUGGCCAACAACAUCUUCGUGACGGGACAGCAUACGCAAUACCCAAAUUUCGACGAUCGCUUAUGCCAGUCAGUGAGGGCGACGCAGUCGGUGGACAUACCUGUGCGAACCGUUCGCGCAAGAGAUGUGAGGUUCGAUGCAUGGAGAGGCAUGUCCAUGUGGUCGUUGACGGACGACUUUCAGAAGACGUGCAUCACCAAGGCGGAUUGGCAGGAGAAGGGAGCGGAUUACUUGAGCGCUAGGCACGCUCAUCGGUUUACGGCUGCCAUGUACGACUAG
Messenger RNA from Ceraceosorus guamensis, 2376 nucleotides. RefSeq names its product actin-like ATPase domain-containing protein. NCBI's taxonomy places the organism in Eukaryota, Fungi, Basidiomycota, Exobasidiomycetes, Ceraceosorales, Ceraceosoraceae. Gene Ontology annotation, biological process: regulation of DNA-templated transcription. The record is from RefSeq and is a predicted model, not a curated record. The transcript has 11 exons. The coding region runs from base 1 to 2376 and encodes 791 amino acids. Gene Ontology annotation, cellular component: cytoplasm; Ino80 complex.